Linum trigynum is the source of this 1144-nucleotide messenger RNA. The record is from the annotation of a GenBank genome assembly. NCBI's taxonomy places the organism in Eukaryota, Viridiplantae, Streptophyta, Magnoliopsida, Malpighiales, Linaceae.
GAUGAUUACCAUAACUUGGGUUUGUGCCAUUUUCUCCGGUGCGAAUUAAAGCACCACUUAUUGGUAGUAUUUGUCCGUUUUAGACUAAUUUAACGGCAAAUGCCGGUAAAUCCCAUUAUGGGACUUUUAUUCAUCAAUUAUUUGAUUAUUGGACUUUCCAACUACUAUUCAAUGUGGUCUAUCUAUUGGUCCUCCAAUCUCGUGGAGUUAAAUGUCUUAACCGAUGCCCGGUCUACUAGAGACAUCGAGAGAGUAUUGAACAUUUAUUCUUCAGAUGCCCCCUGGCCACCCAAUUAUAGUCCAUAGUGGGUUUAAGCAACUUCAAUGAUUCCGCCCCGACUAUUUAUUUUAGUCUAUUGUGGCGACAUGUCAUGAUCUCUGAGAUCUCCCCAACCACAUUCUCCAAUGUGUCUGUUUACUUUGGAGAAUCUGGAAGUCUAGAAAUAAAGUGACUUUUGAAUUCUACCAACCUCAUGUAUGUAUCCUUGUCAGUCAAUUCUACAACCAAAUCCUUGAAGUCUCCAAUUUCCAUCCCCUCCUCCAUCCCCCAUAUCGCUCCUCCCAAUCCUCCUCCCGCCUCUUGGGAACCUCCACUAGACGACUAUUUGAAAAUCCACUUCGAUGCAGCUGUUUGUGUCUCUGGGUGCUCGUUUGGUCUUGUUAUCCGUGGGACAGACGGGCAUGUGGUGUUGGCAGCCUGUGUGCGUCACCAGGGAGUAGUCAACCCCUAUUUGGCAGAGCUCCUAGCAGUAAUAGAUGUUAUCUCCAACGUCGCCUCAAGAUCCUUGACACACGUGUUAGUGGAAGGUGAUUCCGAGGUGGUUGUCAACCAGAUCCGGCAAGGUGUUCUAGAAGUUUUCUUUGGAGGUCCGGUGCUCUGGGAGUGUCAUCAGAUCAAUAUUCUCUUUGUCAGUUUGUAUAGAGUUUAGGGCGGUUCCUAUAGCCGCCACAAUCUUGCCCAUAGAGUGGCGCAUAAGCCGUAAAGCACUGCUAUUGUCUCUCAUAAAGCUAGAGUCUUUCAAAAAAUUUGGGUGAUUUUACUAGGGCAUUACUUGUUGGGGGUUACGUUUGUAUAACUCUUGUCCUCUCUUGAUAUGACUCACAAAUAAAUAAAUAAAUAAAUAAAUAAAUAAAUAAAGUUGGA